Molecule: messenger RNA, 801 nt
Organism: Prunus armeniaca (apricot)
Lineage: Eukaryota; Viridiplantae; Streptophyta; Magnoliopsida; Rosales; Rosaceae
Source: the annotation of a GenBank genome assembly
AUGCUCUAUGAUUGCAUUUUGUAUAGGAAGAAGUAUCAUGAUUUGACAAGCUGCCCUAAAUGUGGCCUUUCAAGAUGGAAGGUGACAAAGAAGAAUGUAGUGAAGAAAGGGGUCUCGACAAAGGUUUUAUGGUACUUUCCCCUUAUCCCCAGGUUUAAACGUAUGUUUAAGUCCUUGGAAACAUCUAAAAGUUUAACUUGGCAUAAUGAAGCUCGAAUGAAGGAUGGUCGAUUGCAUCAUCUAGCUGAUUCGCCAUCGUGGAAGCUGAUUGAUUAUAAGUGGCCAGAUUUUGGGAGUGAGCCAAGAAACCUUAGGUUAGCUCUUUCUUCGGAUGGAAUCAAUCCACAUAGUUCACUUAGUAGUAGAUCUAGUUGCUGGCCAGUGAUUUUGGUGACAUAUAACCUUCCUACAGAGUUUUGCAUGAAGAGGAAGUUUAUGAUGUUAACAUUGUUAAUUUCUGGCCCUAAGCAACCUGGCAAUGAUAUAGACAUCUACUUGGAACCAUUAGUUGGUGAUUUAGCGUUACUAUGGGAUAGGGUGGAGGGAGUCUAUGAUGCUUUCCGGAAAGAGUCAUUCACUUUGAGAGCUAUCCUUUUAUGGACAAUCAAUGAUUUUCCGACAUAUGGUAACUUGUUUGGGUGCACUACAAAAUGGUAUUAUGCAUGUCCAAUAUGUGGUGACAAGACAUAUGCGGAAAGGUUGGAACAUGGAAAUAAAAUGGCAUUCACUGGGCAUCGAAGAUUCUUAUCACGUUAUCAUGCUUACAGAAAAUUAACCAAAGAAUUUAAUGGUAAGGAAUAA